AUGCAAACGCGCUAUAAGUUGAUAUCGUCAAGUCAUUUAAACGGAGCAACUCAAGCUGGUAUAAGAGAUAUGCAUUUAGGUCGAAUCAAAGAUGGAAAACCUACCGGACUUUCAAUCAUUCGCUUCGACAACCCACAUAGAGGAGCUGAUUUUCAUCAUAUUAAUAUCGAUCCACACGGAUAUCCAAAUAGAGCCAAUCCACAUAUUGAAGUGUCCAAAAAGGUUAUACAAGGUGCGAAAGUAGCACAUACAACACUGGAAUACGUUGGGCGAGGCCUUCUUGUAGUGUCUUUAAUAACUGAUGGAGUACGGCUUGUAAAAGCAAUACAUGACGAUAUUAAUGUGGACGAAGAAAUUCGUUUUUAUCAAGAGUCAAUAAAAGAAUUAAGACAAUAUCUGGAAAAAGAAAAAUAUCAAGAAAAGCGGGAAGAUACUCAAGAAAUCAUUAAAUAUUUAGAAGCGUGUUUGAAAGAAGCACAACGAAGCAAAACAGUACCUUAUCAUACAAUAAAUGUAGGUGCUUCUAUAGCCGGUGGAUGGAUAGGUGGAGCAGGGGGCGCAGUUGGUGGAUCUUGGAUGGGAGCAGAAGUUGGUGCAAGUGUUGGUGCAGCAGCUGGUCCAGUAGGCGCAGUAAUUGGAGCUCCGAUAGGUGCUGUUGUUGGAAGCAUAAUCGGUGGUGUUAUAGGAGGAAUUACAGGAAGCAUUGCAAUCGAAUAUAUCGCUCAAGAACUUUUGCAGCAUAUGGAUUAA
Molecule: messenger RNA, 750 nt
Organism: Adineta steineri
Lineage: Eukaryota; Metazoa; Rotifera; Eurotatoria; Adinetida; Adinetidae
Source: the annotation of a GenBank genome assembly